GACCUGCGCGCCUUCUUGCGCACUUGGACCCUGCAGCCGCCUGAUGACCCGUGCCACUCCCUCUGGGCUGCUCCCUGCACCAAGCCAUCGUCCCCACCGAAGACCCCGGAGCCCUGUGCCAUCCUGACAGCUCUGAACGGGCCCUUUAGCCAUUGCCACCAUGUGCUGAGGCCUGCACCCUUCGAGAUCAGCUGCAGUGCUUGGAUCUGCCCCUUCUCCAACAACCGACCUACUCUUUGCUUGAUGCUCCAGGUCUACGCACAUGCGUGUCAGCGCCUAGGUGUCAGCAUCAACUCCUGGAGAUCCCAGACUGGCUGCCCUAUCGAGUGCCCCCAAAACAGCCAUUAUGAGUUAUGUGGCUCCUCCUGCCCAGAGACAUGCUUGGGGCCCUUGGGAGCAUCCUGCCCGCUGCCCUGCGGGGAGACGUGCACCUGCAAUCCUGGCUAUGUUCGCAGCGGCCAGCCUGUGUCCUCCGGCGCCCAGGGCCUGGUGGCUGGUGGCUGCGUGCACCAGGGACGUCUGCUGGCACCAGGCGAGGCUUUAUGGGAGGGUGUGGGCUGCACUCGCCGCCGCUGCCUCUGCCCAGCCUUAGGAGGGAGCGUGAUCUGCACUGAGACGGGGUGCAGGCCGCAUGAGCGCUGCGUUCUGUCACACAACCUGCGCACGUGUGUGCCCUCGAGCAUGGCCACAUGCGUGGGUGGCUGGCAGAGGCACUACAUCACCUUUGAUGGGCGCCGUUUUCAGCUUCCCUGGCUCUUGCGUGUACCUGCUGAGCGGCCUCAGUUCUUCAGCGCCACAGGAGCUCGCUGACUUCCGUGUGCUCCUGGGCACCAGUCCUGAUGGCGUCCCGAAUAGCCUUGAAGUACACGUGUCUGGAUUCCAUCUGAGGCUGGACCCCAAGGAACCCGGUCGUGUCCUGGUGAAUGGUGACUGGCAGAAUCUACCAUUCCAGGCUCUGAGCAACAAUACACUCAUCUUUCGCCAUGGCUGGGACACUGUGGUCAGCUGUCCCUUUGGCCUGCGGUGGACCUAUGCCCCUGGGAUCCGCGUAGUACUGGAUCUUCCAGCAAGCAUAUAAGGGCCAUGUGGUGGGGCUGUGCGCUGACUGUAAUGGGGACCCCAUGAAUGACCUCCAGGUGCCUGGAAUCGUGCUGGGCACCAAGCUGCCUGAGGAUGCAAUGGCCUGGGCCUUUGGCCAUAGAUAUUUGGUGGGUUCCUCGACUGGGUGCCUGGAUGCUGCUGACAAGAUGCCGCCACUGCCACCAUCUUGUGUCACUCUGCCAACCACCAGCAGCCCAACCCACUUUGCCCACCCUUGUGACAUCCUUUUGGACCCUCUGGGGCCCUUCCAGCUGUGCCAUGAGAUGCUGGCACCAAGCCCCUAUGUCCAAGAUUGCAUGGUGGAUGUAUGCCUGGGCACGGACCCUGCCCCAUGCUCAGCCUCUACUGUGAAACUUGCCAGCUGCUGGGUGGCCAAGUCUUCCAAUGGCGGAUUCA
Lynx canadensis (Canada lynx) is the source of this 1497-nucleotide messenger RNA. RefSeq names its product IgGFc-binding protein-like. The record is from RefSeq and is a predicted model, not a curated record. The coding region runs from base 244 to 810 and encodes 188 amino acids. The transcript has 3 exons. Lineage: Eukaryota; Metazoa; Chordata; Mammalia; Carnivora; Felidae.